This is a messenger RNA of Engraulis encrasicolus (European anchovy), 3029 nucleotides long. Its product is annotated as caveolae-associated protein 4a-like. The transcript is spliced from 5 exons. Gene Ontology annotation, biological process: regulation of gene expression. The record is from RefSeq and is a predicted model, not a curated record. Lineage: Eukaryota; Metazoa; Chordata; Actinopteri; Clupeiformes; Engraulidae. Gene Ontology annotation, cellular component: caveola; cytoplasm. The coding region runs from base 127 to 1059 and encodes 310 amino acids.
GGUGUGUGUGUGAUCCCUCAGUAUUAGCGGUUCUGCCACUUCGUCCAGGAGUGAGUGCCAUCCUCUCACCUCUUUGCCAAACGGACUUCUGCUCAUCCCUGCUGCUAGCUACCUGGUGUGUGUGUGAUGGCUCUGGGGUCGGAGUCGGAGGUGAUGUCGGUGCUGGCGCUGCUGGAGCGCGUGUCCGGGGUGCUGGAGGGAGUCCAGAGCAGCCAGGCGCGCAUGCAGGAACAACAGGUGGCGCUAGAGGGACAGGUGUCAGCCAUGCGCGACCAGGUGACGCAGCUGGGUUCUGAGCAUGCCCAGACGGCCGCCACGGUGCAGAAGCUGCUGGCGAAGUCGCGGCGCGUGAGCGCGCACGUCAAGGAGGUGAAGACGCGCGUGGACAAGCAGAACACCCGCGUCAGGAAGGUGGAGACGUCACAGGACGAGCUGCUGACACGCAACCGCUUCAGGGUCGUCAUCUUCCAGGGGGACACAGAGCUGCCUUCGGUGGCCGUCACCAAGACUCCCAAGGGGGCGGGGCUGGCCGGCGUGGAUACAGAACCUGACGAGUACGACCCCCCCGCUGACCUGUCGUCCGACGACGACUACCACACGGAGGAGGUGGAGUCAGGCACGCGGGGCGCCCGGCUGAGGGCGGGGCUUCGCGCCCGCAUGCUGGCCACACGCCAACGCACCCGCGAGAACCUCAGCAAGACCGGCGCCACGCUCAAGCAGGGAGGAGCCGCCCUGGGCGGCCGCGUCAAGGUCUUAGGCGACAAGGUGAUGCCCGAGGAGCGGCGCCAGCGUAUCCGCGACGGCGGCACCCGUCUGAAGCAGCAGGUGGCCCAGAAGGUACCAAAGCUGCGGCACGCGCCGCGCUCAGUGGCCGAGGGCGAGGAGGAGGAGCUGGAGGGGGGCGCUCACGCCGCCGUCACCCCGCCCAAGGGCCGCCGGCAGCAGCAGGAGGUCACCGAGGUCACCAGGUCGGGGCCCGUGACGGAGGCCGGCGCCACCAGCGUCCCGUUGGACGGCCCCGCCGCCGCCGCCGUGGAAACGGGCAAGAGCGAGGAGUGAUUACGACGGAACGGAGCGAUGAUGAUGAUGAUGAUGAUGAUGAUGAUGAUGAUGAUGAUGAUGAUGAUGAUGAUGGAAUUGUGGAAUUUGAGGAUGAAGGAUCGUCUACUACUGUACAGCUCUACAAAGACAAAGUGCAUUCACUACAGCCACAUUGAAACUGAGAAGGAGGCCUUCAAAACCUUGAUACUAAGUUGGAUAUUGUAGUUAACUGAAAAUUUGAUAUUGCAAUGUCCCUAAAAGGGGACACAUUUGAAUCGUACAGCGUUGUCAGAAGAUAAGGUGUAAUGAAGACCAUUUUCAGUCCAAACUCAAUUUUGACAAAAUAUGUAGUUACUGUACUUUGCCUUUGUAGGGCGGUAUACAGCCUUCGAUAUCGGGAGAGAGGAUGAAAGAGAUGGCGACAAAUCAUGGAGAGAUGUUUGGUUAAGAAUAAAAAGCAAUGUGGGUGAGAGAGACAGAAGAGGCUGCUUGUCUGCAGCAGUGAAGUAGAUUGUGUGUGUGAUUGUGACUGAGUUUUCAGGGUGAGAGAAAGAAGGCACUAAUAUGAGCAAGAUGAAAACACGAAAUGUAUGGUUAUUUUGUAUGUGUCUGUUUAUUAGUGAAACUACGUGAAACACUGUGUGUGUGUGUGUGUGUGUGUGUGUGUGUGUGUGUGUGUGUGUGUGUGUGUGUGUGUGUGUGUGUGUGUGUGUGUGCGCUCGCGCAUGUGUGUGCGUGUGUGUGUGUACAUGCCUGCAUGCGUGCAUGUGUGUAGGCAUGAAUGCUCAUGUGCAUAUCAGACGAAUGCACUCCUAUUUAGAUAACCCCCAUCUUCCUCCCCAUAUUAGCCCAAUCUGUCAGGCUGAGUGCGUUACAGCAGCAAUUCCCCAACGCCACAGCUAUCAAUCAAACCACCGUCUAUCUGAUGGCUUCCUGUCAAAGUGAUUCAGCACCGUAGCUACAGUGGCCAUCGCUCCUAAUAAGCGAAUUAAUGAUCCUCUCACUCAUGCCGCCCGCCUCCACCCCUCUUAGACACGCAACCAACUCCAACGUGUUUUAGGAGACACUGGGCCAGCUCCUGGCCUCGCCUGGGCCAAACUUGGCCUCUGUAUAGAAGACAAGAUGAGGGGAUGUGUAAAAGAUGAUGUACUGUAACAGGCACUGUGCCUUUUGAGAAGUGCAAUUAAAAAAAUAAGAUUAGAAUGGUGGCCUCCAUAAGGUUCUAUUUCGUGAUGUCAUACUGAUCAAUGGUCAAAGGUGAGAUUCUAGAUCAUUAGCUCUGGAGUUUUCAUUGAUUACGGCCAUUUUACGUAAGCACAAUUCAUUUUUUUAAAACUCAUUUUGAAACUGCAAUCUUGUUGCAAAAUCCCACACAUACGAGUCCAUCAAUCCAUAUUCACCUUGGCAUCCUUCUUUAUCUUCAGUUCACUGUCACUUUCACUGUCCCUCUUUCUGUUCCUCGUUUUAUUUUAUUUAUUUUAUUUUACACAUGGGGAGUGCCUCUUGAGAUGUGACAUCUCGUUUUCAAUAGGGUCCCCAAUACUACCUUGCUAUAUUCAAGACAGGGUAAUGGUGCUGUUUUUUACUUUGCUGGCCUUAAGCCCGAUUGGUGAGAUUUAAAUUUUAGAACUUAGUGUCAAAUCCCAACGAUAGUGUUAAGCCAGUAGGUUGCAAAGUUAUAGUCAACUGACAUAGUGUUUUAAAAUGGAAAGACGGAGAGAUUGCUAUGUAACCCUGUGUGCAAUACAUAUAAGUGUGUUAGAGGUUUUGCAAAUCACUGCGUGUACUAUUUUGCAAAGAGUGUGAUGCAAAAUAUGUGCGUUGAGUGGUGCCAACCAAAGCUGAUAUUUUUUGCUAUCUCAAAGUUUUCAAGAUUUCAUUACUUGUGACAAACUUUAUAUUUUAGUGUGUAAGCAAAAAUAAAAGCUGGAAUGUGGUUCGCGGAAAGUGUAAAAUCAUUCUGGAAUGGAAUAAAAUGGAAAGCUUGA